Messenger RNA from Anopheles marshallii, 1299 nucleotides. RefSeq names its product cGMP-dependent protein kinase egl-4-like. The coding region runs from base 1 to 1299 and encodes 432 amino acids. Lineage: Eukaryota; Metazoa; Arthropoda; Insecta; Diptera; Culicidae. The record is from RefSeq and is a predicted model, not a curated record. The transcript has 7 exons.
AUGGGGUCCAGGAAAAAAACAGAUGAAGAGAAGUUAAAAAGAUGUCGCCUAGCUAAGUUUCGCUUCAAACGCCUAGUGCACGUAGUGAUCUGCAAUCGCUACUGGAUCACCGAAAUCGAAGACCGUGAAAUCGGCAAUAAUGUGCAUCGAAACGUUGCAGUUAUCGGCCAGCGGCUCACUCACAAAGGGACACUUACGAUAAUUGAAAAGGAGAUUCUCAACAGCCCCCCAGCAGAGCGUACAAGAAAUCACCGACGGCUUCUGACCAAAGCCUUGAGGAGGAUAGAAUGCCUUCGGGAUAUAAGCUUGGAACAGCUUGACGACUUUGCUGGCUGUGCUACAUUCAAAUAUUUUGGUGCAGGAAGAGUUAUUCUACGAGAAGGCCAGCAACCGCAUGCAGUUUAUUUCUUGGCCAAUGGAGAGGUCGUCGUCAGUCGAGUAAGAUGGGACAAUAUCUAUCGUACAUAUAACGAUACACCAUGUGGGGUUCGUGUACGUGGGCAAAUGUUUGGUGAAAUUGCUUUACUUCAUCAUUGUCCACGGACAGCUACUUGCAGCACAGCCACCGACUGCGAAUUAUUGUGCCUCUCUCGGAAAGAUUUCGAUCGCAUUCUAAAACAUACGCUGCUGGAACGUUGGCAACAGAUGCAACUUGCAUUGGAGCGGUUUGAUUACUUCAAAUAUUGGACCAGUGCUCAGGUCAGGGAGUGUUGUCUGCUAAGCCGAAUCGUUACGUUCGAGUCUCAACAGAAGCUUCCGGUGGAUACCGACAAAACGUAUGGAUACUUCGUGCUAAGUGGCCUAUGUAUGAUACUGCAGUGUUUGACAGUGUCCAAAAGGAGCGGAUCCUACAGGCUGUUACCGAUUGCGACUAACGAAUCAUUCGUCGCUAAACAAACGUCUGCUGACUUGGAUGAUUCUAAGCUCUCUCAAAGGCAAACAAUUGAACACCGGUUUAUAGAUGUUGGCACCUUUGGCUGCGGCUCUGUGUUUGGACUCGGGGAAACCAUGCCGCAUCGAAUGGUGGUAGCCCGUAACCGAGUGCAAUGUUUGAUGAUUCCGCGUGGUUGGUUAUUAGAGAAGGAGCAGAAUGUGGGUAACACUUGGUUGCGAAUUCGCAUGAAGCUCGAUAUGGCCAUCCCGAGGGAUCGACUUUUUGAGCUGUUCAUGCGUGAUCAAAACUGGCAGCGUUACCGAAAGACUCUGGUGCGCGAAUUCGUCCAUCGAAAUUCACGCCAAAACCUAACGCAGUUUGCUGAUGUGCCGAUUAUAUGUCAAAUAGAGCAAGAAAUGGUUUAA